Messenger RNA from Yarrowia lipolytica CLIB122, 1113 nucleotides. RefSeq lists its product as uncharacterized. NCBI's taxonomy places the organism in Eukaryota, Fungi, Ascomycota, Dipodascomycetes, Dipodascales. Gene Ontology annotation, biological process: lipid metabolic process. The record is from RefSeq and is a predicted model, not a curated record.
AUGAAGUUCUCGGCUACCCUUCUGUUCUGCGCUAGCACCCUUAUUGCUGCUGCUACCAUUGCACCUCUGGCUCCUCGUGGUAACCAGACAAAGAUCAUCAAUGGUUUCCAGGUUACAGACCUUGUUAACGAUGCCGGUGACGAGCUCCUGCUCUUUAAGGAUCUAACCAACUCCUCUUGGCCUGGUGAUACAAGUACCAGUACCAAUGGUGUCACUCUCUAUUCUGGAGCCAUCAAGGCUUGGACGUCUUCGGAUGUGGCAGCUGUGUCUCAGACAUCCUACAACUACCUCGAGAAGCAAGCGAAGUUGGCAAACAUCGCCUACUGCGGAGGCUCUUCGCUGCUCACUGCGCCCUUUACCUGUGCCUACCAGUGCAAGGAAUUUCCCAACAUGAAGCUGGUCUCCACAUGGGGAGACUCCCGAACUCUUUCUGCCCUGGUUGCUGGAUACCUAUCUAUCGACCAUACCGAUAAGGAGAUUGUGGUUGGUUUCCGAGGGUCCCAUACUCUCAAGGAUUGGAUCGUUGAUCUCAUGGUGCUCCGAAAGGCUGUUGAUGACUCCUAUCCAGGUUGCGACAACUGUCGUGUCCACCAUGGUUUCUAUAGCGCUUACAAAGCCACUCUCGCAAGGUUUGACAAUGACCUGAAGAAGCUUGUUGCUGAGAACCCUGGCUACCGAGUCAGCGUUGUUGGUCACUCUCUUGGUGGAGCCGUUGCUCUUCUGGCUGCCACUGAUUUCAAGAACCGAGGAUACGACACCUACCUUACCACUUUCGGUCAACCCGUUGUUGGAAACACUGGUUUCGCCAACUACGUAGAUGAUCUUUGGUUUGGAUCUGAAACCCCUAACACUCUAAGUGGUGACUCUAGUCGACGAUACUACCGAGUUACUCAUAAGAGCGAUGUUGUCCCUCGAGUGCCCUUUUGGCCGGGUUACACCCCCAACGCCGGUGAGGUUUACAUUAGUGUGGCUGAGAUCAACCCCCCUGUCUCUGCUCUGAGAUACUGCGACGGUGAGGUCAACGAUCAGUGUCUUCAUGGAAACAGUCUACUUUCCCUAAUCAACCUGACCGCCCAUCACAACUACUUCAUAUACAUUGGUGGAGACUGUUAA